UUUCACACACAAACAUAUUCGUGAUUCGAUUAUGAGGAAGACUGAGCGCCUACAAUGAGUUUUUAGGUUUGCAGACAAGACCAGAGCAGCUAUAAGGACGUUCAGAGGGAAAGGCCAUGGAAGAGUGUCUGGAGGAGGAAAUGAAUGAAGUGAGGAGAAUAUUUCAGGAUGAUAAUGAGAGUCUGCUGUUAGAUCUUGAGGAAGCGUGGGAUAAAAUAAAGAAAGAGCAAGAGAGUUUUGAGUUGCAGCUGAGAGAGAACAAGGCCGGAGACGAUCACAUCAGAGAAGAGAUGGAGGUUCUGGUGAAGGAAAGAGAUGAAAUAUUGCAGAAGAUUCUGGAGAAGGACAACAUGCUGAAGGAGAUGAAAGAAGAGAUGGAGAACCUGAACAAAACAGACAAACUUAAGAAGGAAACAGGAAAGAAGAAACUUAAAAAGCUGAAGCUCUUUCCCCCACAGUGGUUCCAGAAGAAGGAUACUAUCGAAGAGAGACAGAAGAUGGAGAAACAGAGCGAGAGUGAGAGACUCAAACUCCAGAAGACAGACAGACAGGGAGGCCAGUGAAGCUCAAAUAAACAAAGAUCUUGAGGCUACAGUGAAGUCAAUGGUGUAAUUUCCAACUAUUUUAUAACACAUUCUGUACAGUAUUGAUGAUUGAUCAGAAGGAAUGCAGAGUAAAGAUUUCAUUGUAGUGUGGUUUUACUGUGCAUAUAACAAUAAACUCUUGUAUCUUCAAAGGUGAGGCUGGCACUCUGGAUUAAGAAAUAGCAGGAGAACAUGGAGAAGAACUAGGUUUUCUGAGCAAAACAUUUAUUAAAAUGACAUGUGAUGACAAACUGGCACCUCUGUGGUGUUUAAAUGGAGUGCGUGAGGACAAUUAAUCUGAGCAUGCAGAGCAGCAAGGGCACUCAUUAAGAGAGAAAGAAUGCAGAGAAACUGCUGCAUAUGAGAGACUUCAGUUCAAAGUUCACUAUGUUAACAUGUCGUUGGUAGUUUGGUAGUGAUGCAGUAAAUCUACACUUGCUGGAGAAGCGUCAAUAAACUCAAACUCUUGAGCAGCACAAACACAGUCCUGUAGUCUGCCAUUGUAGUUUUGAAUGCCUCGCGCAUUGUUUUGAAGUACUCGUGUGCAUGCCUAUAGAUUGAAUACAUAACACGCGUGUGUAUGACGUCUUCAUUUUCACAAAUUCUCAUUUUUGUAUGUUUACACAGAGAUUAUAAACAGCAUCGUUUUCAAAAAACUAGCACUUUGAAACCCGUUUUCAAAAGUUUGCGUUUUCAGGCCCCAAAACACCGUCAUAGUGUAAAUGAACAGCCAAAUCGCAUAAAAAGUUUUCUGUUUUUAUUUGAAACCAUUGUCGGGUAAACGGCCCCUCAGACUACAUGGAGAACUGUAACUCACACCUCUCCUUGAAAGUCUGUCUGCUCUGUUUAUAUGAUAUUAAACCUGGGUUCAAGAUGAAGCAGCAUAUCCCAGUCCUGUGAUGGGUACAAUAACACAGAACCUGUCGUUUCUCUUUGUUCCUCUGUGAACUCAGGUACAGACUGAUGAAGCCCCUUACCAUUUACGCAUUCAUUUGUCUCCCCGAAUAUCAGUUGCAUGCAUUACGGGUUUACAUACCUAGCUUUCUUAUGCUUCCUGUUUUACGCAAAUAUGUCCUUCUGCCUAGCCAAUCAAUAGUUAACCCAUUUUCUCUGUUGUGUGUCAAGUAUGAUAUAUAUUCUACCUUUCUUUUAAUAAAUGAGAUAUCUUGCCAUUUGAA
Molecule: messenger RNA, 1762 nt
Organism: Ictalurus punctatus (channel catfish)
Lineage: Eukaryota; Metazoa; Chordata; Actinopteri; Siluriformes; Ictaluridae
Exons: 2
Coding region: 117-563 (148 amino acids)
Source: RefSeq, a predicted model, not a curated record